Molecule: messenger RNA, 1053 nt
Organism: Oldenlandia corymbosa var. corymbosa
Lineage: Eukaryota; Viridiplantae; Streptophyta; Magnoliopsida; Gentianales; Rubiaceae
Source: the annotation of a GenBank genome assembly
AUGCCCACAAGACAGCUUCCCAGCUAUUCAUUUCUGGCAGACCAAUGCAAAUCCAUGCGCCAACUGAUGCAAAUUCACGCCCAAAUGAUCAUCUCCGGUCGUAUCCAAGACAACUUCGCUGCCAGCCGUUUGCUGGCUUUCUGUUCCCUCUCCGACUCCGGCGACUUGAAUUACGCUUCCAGGCUAUUUUCCCACCUCCAACAAGAGCCCAAUUUAUUCAUGUGGAACACCCUUAUUAGGGCCCAUGCCGGCGGCGGUGGUCCCAUAUCAAAUCCUCAAAAAUCUUUAGAUCUCUAUAUCGACAUGCGCAGAUUUUGCAUCACUCCAGGGAAACACACUUUCCCUUUUGUUCUCAAAGCUUGUUCAAGCUUAAAGUCGUUAGGAACUUACUUGGAUUUGCAUGUCGUUAAUGGUUUGGUCCGUGCUUAUUCGGUCUCAGCUGGUUUGAGGGAUGCCCGGAAAGUGUUCGAUGAAAGUCCCCACAAGAAUUUGAGCAUUUGGACCACUAUGAUUAGUGGGUAUGCCCAGGGUGAUUCUGGUGCUUUGGCAAUUGAGUUGUUUCAUCGAAUGAUCUCCCAGGGGUUUGAACCUAAUGCUGUUACACUGUCUUCAGUGCUGUCAGCUUGCGCUCAGUCAGGCGGCUUAAGUGUUGGAAAACAGAUUCAUUCUUAUAUCAAGGAAAAUAAUUUGGAAUUAGGGGCAUUGUUAGGUGGUAGAAGAAAAGUCGGUGUUGAUUGCAUGAACAACGUGAGCCUUGUUGUUUCAGCUGCUGAUUGUGGAUCAGAGUUUAAGAUGAAGCAAAAGUACAACACGGAUUCAUGGGAAACCCACGCUUACCUGUUAGGAACCUGGGGAGAUGGAGAGCUUGUAAAGCUAGUGCUUUCAAGCCAAACAUUUGAUCGAGGAGAUUCCAAUUCUACUACAUCUUGGCCCGUGAUUGACAACCUUAUAUUGAAGUGUCAAGGUAAUCUUCUAUUACCUGGAGGAUUUGAUUCGGGACCGGCAUUUGCCAAUGGUAUGGCUGGCGGGAGUCCUGCUUCAUUCAGAGCCUAG